UAGCAGUCGGGUUCGGAGAACCGCGGUUGUAUUGCUUCCGAGGCCAAUCAGUCAGUCUUGCAGAAUGAAGUACACGGCAUGGAUGGUUGUCGCGCUUCUUCAGGAAAUAAUUUUCCUUGGAUUAAUUCCUCACAAUGAAUCACAAAGGACACACGCACGUCAGGGAAUUGUUCGCGAGCCACCAACAGUUAGGAUACCUGGACAGGGUGUCCUCGUCGGAAAGGAGGUCUUGAGCAGAACAACAAGGGUAAUUGUUUACCUUGGCGUCCCUUACGCUCAGCCACCAACUGGACCUUUGAGGUUUUCUGCUCCAGUUACAGAUCCACUUCCUUCAUGGCAUGGCAUUAGAAAUGCCUCUCAAUUUGCACCAUCUUGUCAACAAAUAACAUCGAGAAGAAAGUUGUAUGAAAAAUUAUAUAUGCGAUUAUUGCCACAGGAUCUUCCAGAUCCUGGUCUCAGCGAAGAUUGCCUCUAUUUGAAUAUUUUUAUACCUGACGGAACACGACCUCCCGAUGGUUGGCCAGUAAUUGUGUGGUUUCACAGUGGAGAUUUUAAUACGGGCACACCAGCAAUUUGGGAUGCAUCAGUUUUCGUCACCAAGCAAAAGGUCAUAGUCGUGACUGUUGCCUAUCGUCUCAACAUUUUUGGCUUCUUCACGACAAUGGAUGGAGAAGCGCCAGGAAAUUAUGGAAUGCGAGAUCAAAUAGCGGCUCUCGAUUGGGUGAAAAACAAAAUAGAACUCUUUGAUGGUUCCUCAUCAAAUAUUGUGAUCAUUGGCCAUAGUGCUGGAGGAAUUAGCGUUGGCCUACACAUUUUAAGUCCCUUAAGUCGUGGUAAAUUUACAAAAGCUAUUAUUCUCAGUGGCGAUGCAAUUGGCUCUGUACGGACUCCCGAUCAAGAAGCAUCGAUAGUUGAUUUUAUAACCGAAAAAUUUGGCUGCAAUCGUUAUCCAACAACCGAUCUUAUGAUAUGUCUUCGUCGAGCAAGUGAAAAAGAAUUAUUAAAACACCUCUCCGAUAUUGAGACAUGGGGUCCAAUUCUCGAUAGGGAUACAAAUAAUUCAUCUGAUCCAUUUUUACCCAUGGAUCCAAAAGAUUUACUAAACAGCGGUGGCUUCACUGCUGUGCCUCUUAUCACUGGAUUCACAAAUAAUGAACAAGCAUUAAGUUACAUUGAAUCAAUUGGCAGUGAAAAUGUCGAUGGUCGUUUGAGUUUAAAUAAAUUUGAAGAAAUGAUUAGAUAUGAUACUGAAUCAGAAAUUGGAUUACCCGAUGAGAAUGAUACCUGUCAAUCAAAACCGGAAAUUGUCUCAGAAGCAGUUUUAUUUUAUUACAAACCACAUCCACCAACUAAGGAUCAAACAAUUUUACGUGAUCGUUUUCUUGAUUUACAAACAGAAAAAAAAUAUGCCGCCGGUUUAACAUUCUUGGCGGGUAAAAUAGCUAAACAAGAAGAGGCCUAUGUUUAUCGAUUUGAUUAUCGACCAAAAACAGAAGUGGUAUCGCGCGAUGUUCCUAAAUGGGCCGGUGUACCUCAUAUGUUUGAAUUACCAUUUGUCUGGGGUCUUCCCUAUUCGAUUAACACUAAUAUUCAAUGGAAUCCAGCUGAUAAAAAAAUGUCCGAAAGUAUGAUGGCAAUGUUGGCAAAUUUUGCACGCUCUGGUAAUCCAUCAUUACCAACUGUCAAAUGGGAUCCCUAUACCGAGAGAAAUCCAGGACUUUUAAUAAUCAAGGAUAUUAAAUCAGAGAUGAGCGAUUGGAAGGUCAUUGAUUAUAAAGCAUUGGCUUUUUGGAAUGAUUAUUAUCCAACAGUUGUUUAUGAAGCGACACAUAUUUGUUGCAAUAUGACAAGUGGAUCAUCGAGUCAGAAAUUUUCCAUUUUUUCUGGAUUCACUCUUUUCAUUGUCUUACAAUAUUUUUAAAAAAACAAUUUCCAAAUUCUAUGCAAAAUUUUAGAUUUUUGUCAUCUAAAAAAAAAAAAAAAGAAAAUUAGCUAAAUUUCGAGAUUUUUACCUUCCAAUUUCUAAGAAAAAUUUAAUUUAAAUUUAAUAAAAUUGCAAUUGCCAUAAUUAAAGAAAAAGCAGACAAAAUUAAAUACAAAUCUCAGCACUUUCAUAGAAAAAAUAUCAACAUUUUCAAAAAAGCUUUCACAUUCGAUAUUUUUUGUCAAUUUUAUGACGUCGAAUGUUUAUAUUUUCAACAAAUUUCAAUCUUUUUUAAUCUUACAUAUAAGAAAUGAAAAAUUACAAUAUUAUUGUCCAUCUCCCAAAAUGGGAAAGAAGAAGAAAGUCACUUUCGUUAAGUGGCUUUGUAAUAACAAAAACCCUUGGAAUCAGUGAAUAGUCUAGUCUUUUUAAAAAAAAAAUUGUAAAUGGAGAAAAAAUACGUUUAUAACAAAGAAAAGGUUAAAAAAAAAGAAAAAAAAACAAAAAAAAGAGAUAAUGUAAAUAAGUAUAGUAAAAUGUGUGUGAAAAAUAGAAACAAGAAUAGGUAGUAAAAAUGUGUGAAAUGAAAAUCAAGAAUAGUUAGUAAAUGUGUGUGUGUGUGUGUGUGCAAUAGAAUCAAGAAUACGAAUGAAUCUUUUUAACAGUGACUAUAUAAUUAUAGUAUAUAUAAUAUUUCAAAACGAUUUUCUAUGAAAAUGUUUUCUUUAUUAAGAAAAAAAAUCUCCGACAAACUUAACCAAGUCUAAAAUUGCAAUAUAAUAACUUGUUUAAGUUUGUAGAACAAAAAAAAAAAGAAUUGUCCGUAAAUAUAAAAUAUAGCGUGUGUGAUAUGACUAUAAUAAAGUGAUGCUGAAUUAAAACAAAAAUAUUUUUAGGUGAAUAAACAGAAACACUUUUAAAUAGUCAAUUAUUCACGAAUUUUUGCAGUGAAAUGAUGCAUUUUAUUAGAAAGAGUGUGGUGCUCGCGCGCAUUAAACAAGUGAAAAGAUCAAUUUUCUCUUGCACAAUAAAAAAAAAAAACGAAUUCUCAUCGAAUAUCGACGAAGAAUCUUCUACAGGUUAAAUAUAUAUAUAUUUAUAUUAUAUAUAUAGUGUCCAGCUUGUUGUGUCACGCAGUACAAAUUAAAAUUCGUAGAAAGAAUUGUUCUUUUCUGUUCAAAAAUUUUUUUUUCAUUUUUUUUUUUUUUUGCCUAAAAACAUUUAUUAUAUUUCAAAAAACGUAUAAUAUAUGGUAUUUAAAAAACAUACAUCAUGAAAAGUACUUUCCUGAAUAUGCCACUAUUUUAAUAAGUUCGUAAAUUCAGAUCUAAACAUCGACGAAAAUUGAUUUUCGGGAGAUCUUGUUUAAUUUUAUUUAUUUUCAUUAUUUUUAAGGGAAGAGAGAUCAACCGCAUUCGUAACAUUUAAUAAAAAAAAAUUUUUUUUUUUUAUUAUUAUUUUGUUUUAAUAUUGGAGAGAUAUAGAAAAAACAUUUUUUUUUGUUUUGUUUGAGAAACAAACGGUUGAUAACUUAUGAAUAUUUUUGACGCAUCGAUAAUAAUAAUAAUAAUAAUAACGAUUAA
Leptopilina boulardi is the source of this 3507-nucleotide messenger RNA. Its product is annotated as carboxylesterase 5A-like. Gene Ontology annotation, biological process: modulation of chemical synaptic transmission; synaptic vesicle endocytosis; presynaptic membrane assembly. Gene Ontology annotation, cellular component: postsynaptic membrane; synapse; cell surface. The coding region runs from base 65 to 1921 and encodes 618 amino acids. Gene Ontology annotation, molecular function: neurexin family protein binding; signaling receptor activity. The transcript has 4 exons. Lineage: Eukaryota; Metazoa; Arthropoda; Insecta; Hymenoptera; Figitidae. The record is from RefSeq and is a predicted model, not a curated record.